Messenger RNA from Mercenaria mercenaria, 2698 nucleotides. Its product is annotated as guanylate-binding protein 3-like. The record is from RefSeq and is a predicted model, not a curated record. The transcript is spliced from 11 exons. Bases 229 to 1965 code for a protein of 578 amino acids. NCBI's taxonomy places the organism in Eukaryota, Metazoa, Mollusca, Bivalvia, Venerida, Veneridae. Gene Ontology annotation, molecular function: GTP binding; GTPase activity.
CUAGUUGAUAGGUCAUACAUGGGAUGAGCGUAAUUAUUUUACGAGUAACAGUUACUAGUUACUACAAUGUAUAAUUAUACUAAAUACACGUUUGAAAGAAAUAGGAAUAAUUAUAUAUAACGUAUAAAGACCUUGCCAUACCAAGUGGUUACUUUAUAUUGGUGCAGUUCCAGAACUGCAGGUAUGAUUCAUUAAAGGGAGUUAAUUGGUGGACUUCUUCGUUAUUAAAUGGCUGAAGUUAGUGGUAGGACGCUUGGGCGAUCAUCGGGGCCUUCAAUUGAUCUUAUCUGCGAUGAAGAAGGGACAAUAGACUUUCCUUGGCUUCAGCGGAAAGAGAGAUUUGCAAAACUGUCUGUGUUUGAACAGCCGCAGUGGUUAGUAUUUCUAAAUGAAACAGGUCAUUUCGAUCUUCGUGAGAAAGUUAUGAAUGAGAUCCAAUCCAUUGAUGUUUCCCUAAGUGUUGUAGCAAUAGCCGGUUCAUACAGAACUGGUAAAUCGUAUCUGAUGAACCGAUUAGCUGGAUCAUCGAAAGGUUUUUCAUUGGGACACAGUGUCAAAUCGCACACGAAAGGAAUAUGGGUAUGGUGUGUUAUACAUCCCAAUGAAAGCAAUCACGUGUUGGUUCUCUUAGAUACAGAAGGACUAGCAAAUCCUAGAAAGCCUGACAAGGAGUAUGACCAAAAGAUAUUUACCCUUACUGUUCUAAUGAGCAGCGUGUUGAUUUAUAAUUUGAAAGGAGUCUUCGAUUCUGAUGCUUUAGACAAGUUGUCUUUUAUAACUAAGCUGUCAGCAAACAUUCAGGCUUUUAAAAAUGUAACACUCGGUCAACAAGAAACAACAGAAAUGAUUAGAUUUAUUUCUCCGACAUUAAUUCUAUGUCUUCGGGAUUUUUACCUUGAUUUGGACGAAGAAGAUAACGAAGAGAUGACAGCAGACGAAUACUUGGAAUCCUGUCUGAAUAAUGACGACAAUCCAACUGAAACUACUGAUAGUAUUCAGAAAUUUUUUCCACAUAGAAAAUGUUUCAGGAUUUCCAUGCCGGUUAUGCAGACAAAACUUAAAAGACUGGGAAGAUUAGAAGACGAAGAGCUUGAUCACGUUUUCGUAGAGGAGAUGAAUGAAUUGAAGAAGUAUGUUUACACAUGCAAGCCCAAAAGUCUACUUUCACAAACAAAAUUUGAUGGAUUAGUUUUUGUAGAGGUACUGAAGACCUAUGUCAAUGCAAUUAGACGUGGUUUAAAACUAAACGUAGAGGAAGCUUAUUGCAAUGCGUCUGUAAAACACAACACUGUAGCAGUCAAGAAGGCAACAAAGUGGUUGCAAAACGAAAUAAAGCAAAUCAAGCUACCAAUUCAAAAGAAGGAAGAAUUGCAAAGAAAGUUCUUUGAAAUACAUAAUAAAAUGAUAAGAAUAUACAGGCAGGAUUCUUGGUUAUGCGAACAGAAGUUUGAAGACUUACUUAAAGCUCAACUUAAGACAAGUUGGCAGGAAUUACGCUCUGAAAAUACAAACAGCAUUCAAGCUAGAUGCAAGGAAAAACUGAAAACGCUUCAUGAAGAAAUAAUACGGAAAGAAGACGCGUAUAGCAUUGAGGGUGGUUUCAACAUAUUAAAAAAAGAUUUACGCUUUCUGGAGGGCAACUUUUACAGCCAGAUGGAGGAUUACGAUAAAGAUGAGCUGGAGAAGGCAAUGCGUGUAUAUAAAAACAGCAUGAGGGAGACAAAAAUGGAGAUAUAUCGAAAGGAAGAAAUCAUAAAAGACAAGAAAGAGAAAGAACAUAUGGAAGCACAGUUAGAAAAGCGAUUUCUCGAAACAUAUGAAGAAUUAGACAGACAAAAAGAGCAAUAUUUAGAAAAUGAGAAACGACAACUUCUGGAAAAAAUGAUUGCUCAAAAUAAAGCUAAUACAGAUGCUUUACACGAUGCAUUGGAGGAGAUCAACAAGAAGACCUGCAUAACUUCAUAAUAGAAUCAAGUAAAGCAGAGAACAUAAGAAUAUGAAAUUACUUUUAAAGUUUCACAUUUAGUGUUUGCUCAUAUCUUUAACAAAUGCAAAGAAAAAUCGGAAAAUGAUUCUUAUAAUUGCAUUACGUUAAAAUGAAAUUGUAUUAUCUGUAAUGGUUAAAAUCUAGUGAAUAAUUCCAUUGUGUGGUUCAUUUUAAGUCAUGAAACUAGGUUUUAUUAGGGGAAAAACACGUAAAUAAACGAUCAGCAGCAUACACAGUGCGAUGAAUGCUAAAUUUAAGGACUGUCUUGAGAUUUAGAGAAGUAUAUACUUUGCAUGAGAUACUAUGUACAUAGCCACCUUAGCUUACAAUAAAUUUAAGCGGAGUUGUCUCCGUUUUUUCCCUGAUAUCUUACCAGGAUCAUUUUUUCAUCUAAAACAAUAUUUUUUCAAAGAAUGAUAUUUGAACUGUUUAUAUAUGACCGGAAUUCAAAAACAUUUUGUAGAAAUGAUCUCUAGGUGACCUUCUACUAAAAUUGCUUAAGUUAUUUUAUUUUGAUAAAAACCUGCUGCUCGGGGCGGGCUUAUUUUCCCUAUAAAAGAUAAGAGGUAAGGGUAGAUUUCUCGGAAGCACAGGGCACCAAAAACACAGCCACAGAGCCAAACAUUUGCACAGCAGGCCCACUACAAAAGAAGCUGUAAUGGAAAAAUAUUUCAGACGGGUUGCUUCAAACAUCCAGCAAGUACAUAUUGA